Messenger RNA from Lindgomyces ingoldianus, 2068 nucleotides. RefSeq lists its product as uncharacterized. The record is from RefSeq and is a predicted model, not a curated record. Gene Ontology annotation, cellular component: Golgi apparatus. Gene Ontology annotation, molecular function: antiporter activity. The transcript is spliced from 2 exons. Bases 68 to 1678 code for a protein of 536 amino acids. Gene Ontology annotation, biological process: protein O-linked glycosylation via fucose; GDP-fucose import into Golgi lumen. Lineage: Eukaryota; Fungi; Ascomycota; Dothideomycetes; Pleosporales; Lindgomycetaceae.
CCUAACUACCUUUGACUAUGAGAUCUCCCCUUUCUCUCGCCAUGUCGGUCCCCGCACGCGCCGCAGCAUGAAUUCGUCUCGCCCUUUCACCCGCGGCGCAAACAAACUCUUCCGCCCUGCCUUCGAGUACCUAAAUAACGUUUCCCGCGCUCCGCAACAGUCGUCUCGUACCGACAAGAAAAUAGAGGGUCGUCGCAAGAAUUCGGCCAGCUCCCUCGAUGAUACAGACCAUUCGGAUAUAGAACAAUACGCCGCCAUGGGGUCGUCCCGCACUAGCCAUUCGUCGAAGAAUUCGCGCGACAACGAGUUACAGCCUGGCUUCCCCCUGAUCGAUCUUAGCAGGAGCCCCUCGCCAUACCCGAGGAGUCGCAGUGCAGCGCAGAGCGAGGAUGAAGACGAAGAUUUCGAGCCUGCGAGCUCAAUUCGACCGCUCGUAAGUAGCCAUGCCGGGCGGGGCGUCUGGAGGCAGGGUGGUCUCGGCGGCUUCUUCUUCGGGACGUGGAUGGGGUGGCAGGUGUGGGUGGGGUUGCUGGUGUUCUGGGUCGGUGGGUGUUCGUUUGGGUUGUUGUUGAUGAACAGAUUCAUUCUGUUGACGGGCGUGUAUAAAUUCCCAUACCCGCUCGCCGGAACCUACGUCCAACUCAUCCUAACCCACAUCCUUCUCAUUGGCUUCUCCGGUCUCACGAGAGCACUCGGCGGCCCCCUCCGGAGAAUUGGAUUUGGCGCUGCUGUUGCUCCUGCGUAUCCUACUGCACCAGCUGGAGGCGCCUUUAGGGGAUCCAACAAGCAGCCGUCUAUACUGCAAUUCGGGCGGUGGCUUGCCAACGGCACAGGAGGUAUUGCAGGCGGAGGCCUAUUUGAGUUCGACAAGCAAGUGGCUAAGCAAGUGUUCCCACUAGCAGUCAUUUUCGUGGUCAAGGUGCUUCUUAGCAACUUCUCUUUCGCUUAUGCACCUCUACCGGUCUACCAGCUCGCGCGCAUUGGCGUGACUCCCAUGGCCCUGAUCUUCUCCUGCAUUUUACAAAAAGAGAACCACAGCAGCUCGACUCUCUCCUCCGCUCUCAUCGCCACCCUUAACCUCCUCUUCGCUACAAUCCGCUUCAACGUCCGCGUAACCUGGGAAUCCAUCGUCGCCGGUGUCUUCUCAUCAUUCUUCGUCGCUCUCUACCCCAUCCUCUUGCUCCGCACCUACCGCACCCUUGUAGCGGGGCUCAUUCCUCAGGGCGACGUCCUGACAGGCUACCCCUCCACAGCCGAUGACUCGCUCUCUAACCGCGAAGAAACCCGCGCCUACUACCGCACCCUACACUACACCUCCCUCCUCUCCCUCAUAAUCCUCACGCCCAUUGUCCUCAUCAGCGGCGAUGUCGGUAACAUCUUCCGCAACAUCCCUUUCCUUGAUGUACCAUUCUUCUGGCUGAUGAUCUGGUGCGGUGCCAUCGGGUCGUUCUCCGUCUUCGCAUCCACGCUUCUGCUCAUCAAAGCCACAUCUCCGCUUACGACGACUUUCAUCGCUGUCCCGCGCGGCGCGUUUCAGCUCGUUAUGUUGAGUCUAUUUAAAAUGCCCGCGCAUAGUUGGAUCGGGGUCGUGUUGUGCUGGGUUAGUAGUCUGUGGUUCUUGGUGGCCAGGAGGGAUGAGGGGAGGAAUCUAGACCGGUUGAGGCUAGAGGGACGGUAGAGGUCUCCCCUCAGACCUCGUUAUGAGUGCAUUGGAGUGCAACUUUCCAUCACUCGUAUAAUUCUUUACUCGUGCUUGUCUUUCUCAUAUGUGCGUUUUCUCGGGAAAGGUUUACUUAACAGAUUUUACAUAGAAAUUGGAUCGAUCAACCCCUGUGGUCAAAAAGGGGUGAAUAGAAGAGUGAUCUGCCGUAAGGAGGAUCAACCGGCUCGGCCUUCAGGGAGUGGAUGUUCCGAUGGAGAUGGCAUCCUGGCCCUCACCAGAACAGGGCGCCAAAUCUUUUGGAGUUGAAUCAGUAGCUUUCAUAGCUCCAAAGUUUCUUCUACGCAUAUUGAAGUCGCUAUAGGGCCCAAAGAACAUUAUCGCAAAACCUCAUGACUUCAAAUGUAU